Messenger RNA from Mollisia scopiformis, 1398 nucleotides. RefSeq names its product Nitrilotriacetate monooxygenase component A/pristinamycin IIA synthase subunit A. Gene Ontology annotation, molecular function: monooxygenase activity; oxidoreductase activity, acting on paired donors, with incorporation or reduction of molecular oxygen. The record is from RefSeq and is a predicted model, not a curated record. The coding region runs from base 1 to 1398 and encodes 465 amino acids. The transcript has 7 exons. NCBI's taxonomy places the organism in Eukaryota, Fungi, Ascomycota, Leotiomycetes, Helotiales, Mollisiaceae.
AUGGCGAUUGAAGUACUGCCUAAGACAAAAAAAUCACUAAUCCUCAAUGCCUUCGUAGAAAUGUGUUCCGGCCAUCAAUCCCCCGGCCUCUGGCGCCAUCCUGAAGACCAAUCUCACCGUUUCAACGACCUAGAAUACUGGACCUCACUCGCUCAACGCCUUGAAGCUGCGAAGUUUCAUGGGAUGUUUAUUGCUGAUGUACUUGGACCAAAGAAUCUGGAACCAGCAAUUGUAUCAGCGGCUCAGUGGCCAGUCAAUGAGCCCUUGGCGGCCAUCCCCGCGAUGGCGGCCGUGACGCGGAGUCUGGGGUUUGGGGUUACGGUUGCUACGACGUAUGAGCAGCCGUAUCAUCUGGCGAGGAGGUUGUCGACUGUUGAUCACUUGACUAAGGGGAGAGUUGGGUGGAACAUUGUAACUGGAUAUCUCGACUCAGCGGCUCGAAAUCUGGGGCAUAUGGAGCAACCUCAGCACGACGAACGCUACGCAAUCGCAGAAGAAUAUCUCGAAGUAAUGUACAAACUCUUCGAAUCGUCCUGGCGCGACGACGCCGUGAUUCGAGAUGCCAAAACAGGCGUCUACACAGACCCCACUCGCGUCCGAGAGAUCAACCAUGUGGGUAAAUACUUCAAUGUUCCUGGCCCACAUAUCUGCCAACCCAGCCCCCAACGUACUCCUCUCUUACUCCAAGCUGGCACGUCGUCAUCAGGGAAACGAUUCGCUGCCAAGAACGCUGAGGCCAUUUUCGUAGCUGGGCACAGUCCUUCUGUUGUCAAGAAAAGUAUCGAGGAUAUUAGGACUCAAGCGAAGGAGUUUGGGAGGGAUGAGAAGAGUGUGAAGUUCUUGGCGAUGAUUUGUCCGGUGAUAGGCAAGACGGAAGAGGAGGCGAAGGCAAAGUAUGAGGAGUAUUUGACGUAUGGGAGUGAGGAUGGGGCUUUUGCGCUAUUUGGUGGAUGGACGGGAAUCGAUCUUGCGAAAUAUGGCGAUGAUGAGGAACUGAGGCAUGUGGAGAGUAAUGCUAUUCGUUCGGCGGUGGAGGGGUGGUCGAAGGCUUCUCCUGGGGUGCCGAAGUGGACUAAGCAUACUGUUGCGAGACAUCUGAUGGUUGGUGGGUUGGGUGCAACGGUUGUAGGUACGCCAGCUCAGGUUGCGGAUGAGUUUGAGAGAUGGGUUGAUGAGGGUGAUGUUGAUGGUUUCAAUAUAGCAUAUGCUAUCACGCCUGGAUCGUUCAUUGAUGUGAUUGAAUUUCUUCUGCCAGAAUUGAGAAAGAGAGGGCUGUUCUGGGACGAUUAUGAAGUGCCGGGCGGAACAUAUCGAGAGAAUAUAUACAGGAAAGAAGGUCAAACUGGGCUGCCAAGUGACCAUCCGGCACAUGGCUAUCGUUGGAAGGCUGACACAUAG